This is a messenger RNA of Laccaria bicolor S238N-H82, 1092 nucleotides long. RefSeq lists its product as uncharacterized. The transcript has 3 exons. NCBI's taxonomy places the organism in Eukaryota, Fungi, Basidiomycota, Agaricomycetes, Agaricales, Hydnangiaceae. The coding region runs from base 1 to 1092 and encodes 363 amino acids. The record is from RefSeq and is a predicted model, not a curated record.
AUGGAGAAUGUAACAACUACCAUACCCUUUUCAUCCCUUCGAAAAGAUCUCAAAGUAGGGGACAAAGUCCACAUUCUUUUGGGAGACCAUGAAGGUGUUACAGGUUGGGUAGUGAAUGGAGAUGAUGACUAUAUAGAGGUAUCUCCAGGGAUUGUCCAGUUCUUCAUCUCCCCCUUUGUCUUCGGAACAGAGUCCUUGGAUUUAAAAGCUCCCUUCACAGAUGUGCAAAAGUGUGUCAUGAAGGGGGACUCCAAUAGUCAUCUUGUAGGAAAACAAGUAAUGGUCACCAAAGGGGAUUUUAGAGGUUACCGAGGCAGAAUAAAAAGCACAGUUGGUGAAAAAAGGGUCUUGGUUGAGCUCGAGGCACACCUCCAAAGCCCACAAGUUUUUGACAUCAAUUCUCUACACAUCAUGCCUCGAGAGCUUCUCACCAAUUUUACUUACCCACUUGAACCAGUGCCUCUGCCUGGUACUCUGGCAGGCUUUUUGUUCGCUGGUUACCCCUUGCCGGAUCCGCAACCCUCAGUCACAUAUCCUGCUGCUUUCCUUCUGCAGACUCUGGCCAUUGCAGGGCCAUCUACUCCACUUCCUAACUUGGAAGAUAUCCUGAUGACCCCAGCUUGGAACCCAAGCUCACAAACCCCCCACCGUGGUGAUGAUGGUAAUUAUGUUUCUGAUGAUGAUUCAAAGUCAAUAGAUACUGAUGCAAUUGUGGCAGCCUCUUCUCUGUAUUGGCUCAAAGAUGGCUGCUUCGCCAACAUGAGACUGAGCCUUCAUCUCAUCAAUACCAACCCUAAUUUCCAUAACGGCCAGCACGAAGAUAAGUGCGGGGAGUUCAAGGGAGUGGUCAGAGAUGCAGUCAAGGUUCAACUCAGUUACAAAGUGGUUGAAGUGCCAUUUCCAUACUUAAUGCCUGAACGGCCGGAGUGCAAAGGCCAAGUCAUUACUGUGUUUGACAGCCCACAUAGGGGGUUACAGUUUAGGAUUGAGGAGUUUGGUGAAGAGGUCUGCGGCUGCUCGAUUUUGAAAUCAACAACACUUUUGAGAAAGGUUGAUGUCAAAAUUGCCACCAAUCUACUGGUAGUGACCUGA